Molecule: messenger RNA, 2985 nt
Organism: Populus euphratica (Euphrates poplar)
Lineage: Eukaryota; Viridiplantae; Streptophyta; Magnoliopsida; Malpighiales; Salicaceae
Gene: LUG
Product: transcriptional corepressor LEUNIG
Exons: 20
Coding region: 167-2743 (858 amino acids)
Cellular component (GO): nucleus
Molecular function (GO): protein binding
Source: RefSeq, a predicted model, not a curated record
AACCAAAGCCCUUAUGUAUCUGCAACAGCAACUCGCAAUCCACCAAGAGCUACAGAGAUAAUUUUUUUAUUCUCAACAAAAUAUAGUAAUUUUCAUUUUUGGGUUUUCAGAGGCAAAGAGAGCUAAAGCAGUGUGUAUGUAAAACAAUCGUUUAAGGUUCAAAAACAUGUCUCAAACCAACUGGGAAGCUGAUAAAAUGUUGGAUGUGUAUAUCCAUGAUUAUUUGGUAAAAAGGGACUUGAAGGCUUCUGCCCAGGCUUUUCAAGCUGAAGGAAAAGUGUCAUCUGACCCUGUAGCUAUCGAUGCACCUGGAGGCUUUCUCUUUGAAUGGUGGUCAGUGUUCUGGGAUAUAUUCAUUGCUAGGACCAAUGAGAAGCACUCAGAGGUUGCUGCGUCUUACAUUGAGACACAGUUGAUUAAAGCACGGGAACAACAGCAGCAAGGUCAACAACCACAGCACCAACAGCAGCAGCAGCAGCAGCAGCCGCAGCAGCAGCAGCAGCAGCAGCAGAGAAGGGAUGGUGCCCACCUCCUUAAUGGUACAGCAAAUGGGCUUGUGGGAAAUGAUCCUCUCAUGCGCCAAAAUACUGCAACUGCUAAUGCAAUGGCUACAAAGAUGUAUGAGGAAAAAUUAAAAUUACCAAUGGAGAGGGAUUCAUUGACAGAUGCUGCAAUGAAGCAAAGAUUUGGUGAGAGUGUAGGGCAUCUUUUGGAUCCAAAUGCCUCGAUUUUGAAGUCUGCUGCAGCAGCAACUGGCCAGCCUUCAGGGCAAGUGUUGCAUGGUGCUUCUGGUGGAAUGUCCCCACAGGUCCAGGCUCGGAAUCAGCAGUUGUCAGGGUCCACGCCGGACAUGAAGAGUGAGAUAAAUCCUGUGCUGAAUCCAAGAGCUGCUGGUCCAGAAGGAUCACUGAUAGGAAUUCCUGGAUCAAAUCAAGGUGGCAACAAUUUGACUCUAAGAGGAUGGCCACUCCAUGGAUUGGAACAACUUCGAUCAGGACUUCUUCAGCCACAAAAACCUUUUAUACAGGCUCCUCAGCCCUUUCAUCAAAUUCAGAUGCUAACACCACAGCACCAGCAGCUUAUGCUGGCACAACAAAAUCUAACAUCACCAGCUGCUAGUGAUGAUAGUAGAAGGUUGAGAAUGCUUUUAAAUAACCGGAAUAUGAGUAUUGGAAAGGAUGGCCUUACAAACUCUGUUGGUGAUGUUAUUCCAAAUGUUGGAUCCCCUUUGCAAACAGGUGGCCCACUUUUGUCUCGUGGAGAUCCAGAUAUGCUGCUUAAGUUAAAAAUACACCAGUUACAUCAGCAACAACCGAACAGCAAUCCACAGCAGCAACUUCUCCAGCAGCAUGUGCUUUCAAAUCAGCAAUCACAGAGUUCAAAUCACAAUCUUCAUCCGCAAGAUAAGAUGGGGGAUGCUGGCAGUGUCAAUGUUGAUGGUAGCAUAUCCAACUCUUUUCGAGGAAAUGAUCAGGUUUCAAAAAACCAGACUGGGAGAAAGAGAAAACAGCCAGUGUCUUCUUCAGGUCCUGCCAAUAGCUCAGGAACUGCAAAUACAGCAGGACCCUCCCCAAGUUCAGCACCUUCAACGCCUUCAACCCACACACCUGGAGAUGUGAUCUCAAUGCCUGCUCUGCCUCAUAAUGGUGGUUCUUCUAAGCCUUUUAUAUUUGGGGCGGAUGGUACAGGCACUCUUACAUCACCAUCAAAUCAGUUGUGGGAUGACAAAGAUCUUGAAUUGCAGGCUGAUAUGGAUCGUUUUGUGGAGGAUGGAUCUCUUGAGGAUAAUGUUGACUCUUUUUUAUCCCAUGAUGAUAAUGACCCUAGAGAUGCAGUUCCUCGUAUGGAUCUGAGCAAAGGAUUCUCAUUUACUGAAGUAAAUUCUGUUAGAGCAAGUGCAAGCAAAGUAGUCUGUUGCCACUUCUCAUCAGAUGGAAAAUUGCUUGCUAGUGGUGGCCAUGAUAAAAAGGCUGUAUUGUGGUACACGGAUAAUUUAAAGGCAAAAACUACCCUUGAAGAACAUACAUCUCUGAUUACUGAUGUCCGUUUCAGCCCAAGCAUGUCACGACUUGCAACAUCAUCAUUUGACAAAACUGUUAGGGUUUGGGAUGCUGACAAUCCUAAUUUCUCACUCCGCACUUUUACCGGACAUUCUGCCACUGUAAUGUCACUAGACUUCCACGCAAAUAAAGAUGACCUUAUAUGCUCUUGUGAUGGAAAUGGUGAAAUAAGGUACUGGAGUGUUACCAAUGGUAGCUGUGCAAGAGUAUUCAAGGGUGGCAUGACCUGUAUGAGAUUUCAACCUCGAGUGGGAAGGUAUCUUGCUGCUGUGGCUGAAAAUGUUGUGUCUAUACUAGAUGUUGAGACACAAGCUUGUCGGCAUUCAUUAAAGGGACAUACUAAGCCAAUUCAUUCUGUUUGUUGGGAUCCUUCUGGUGAGUAUCUGGCAUCUGCCAGUGAGGACUCUGUCAGAGUCUGGACGCUUGGAUCAGGAAGUGAGGGCGAAUGUGUUCAUGAGUUGAGUUGUAAUGGCAACAAAUUCCACUCCUGUGUUUUCCACCCUACAUUCCCUUCAUUGCUAGUCAUCGGCUGCUACCAGUCUUUGGAGCUUUGGAACAUGGAUGAGAACAAGACAAUGACUCUGCCAGCCCAUGAGGGUCUAAUUGCUGCUUUGGCUGUAUCAACUGCUACAGGGUUGGUUGCUUCUGCUAGUCAUGAUAAGCUCGUUAAACUGUGGAAAUGAUACAUGCUUGUUUCUCUUUGUUGUUCAAGUUCUAGCUUGUUUAUUUUGGUUACUCGAUCUCCCCAUUUUGUGUUCUAUUCAAAUAUCAGGUCACUAUAACCCCAGAAACUAACCUUAUAUGUUGGUGUAUCUGUUACAUGACCACUUCUGUAACUUGCAAAUCAAUGGUCAAACAUCCUGGACUAUUUUGUACUCUAGGAAGUAAAUGGUUUAUGUUAAUAGUUUUCUGGUUCACAGUGUUC